Molecule: messenger RNA, 5659 nt
Organism: Pseudophryne corroboree (corroboree frog)
Lineage: Eukaryota; Metazoa; Chordata; Amphibia; Anura; Myobatrachidae
Gene: ZEB2
Product: zinc finger E-box binding homeobox 2
Exons: 11
Coding region: 456-4196 (1246 amino acids)
Molecular function (GO): DNA binding
Source: RefSeq, a predicted model, not a curated record
CUAAGCGUUUGCUGAGACUUCAAGGUAUAAUCUAUCCCAGAUCCUUUCCCAGAGAGAAACUUCAGUGAUCACGUUUUUCACAUGAUGCUCACGUUUGGUGUUCAAUUAUCCCUCCCCACAAAGAUAGGUGGCGUGUGUCUCAGGGUCUCCACUCACACAACAAGAAAAAAAAUGUCAUUAGGACAAGCGUAACACGUCAGUCCGUCCCCAGGUUUGUGUUUCCUGAAGUGGCAGCAAGAGAUCAGUCCUUCCUAACCUGCCCAGCAGGAAUAACGGUCCUGCUUCUCCCACUCCUCCAUCCAGCAGCUGCCUUCCUCUCCUCUUCCUCUCUGCUGCGCCUUCAUGAUCCUCAGCACCUCAUCCCAACUUCCCACAGGACUUUAAAGAGUCUGCGUGCUGCUGCUGCUGAUACACUGUGGAGUCCAUGAGAACUGGCGUCUGAUCCACUCUUAUCAAUGAAGCAGGAGAUCAUGGCGGAUGGCCCCAGGUGUAAGAGGCGAAAACAAGCCAAUCCAAGGAGGAAACACGGAGGACUUAUUUUACACAUUGACAGAGAUGAGCAGGAUCCACCCCUUCUACCAGAACGACACCCAAAUAUUUAUAGGAGGAAAGACUCACGAAAUAUAUUGACUUAUGACAAUGUCGUAGACACGGGUUCGGAGACAGAUGAAGAUGAUAAGCUUCACAUUGCUGAAGAUGACAGUAUUAUUACCACUUUGGACCAGGAAACCAGCCCGGCCAGUAUUCUCAACCAUGAGUCUUCACCACAUGUAAACCAGGCACUACUGGCCAGAGAUGAAGAGGAAGAUGAUUUGAGGAAUGGAGGGAUAGAUCACAACUGGCACAAUGAUGAUCUUCUGAAAGCUUCAAUAGAUGGUUCUGAUGAAAUGAAGGGAGAAUAUGACUGUUUGAGGCCUGAAGCCACCCAUGCAACCACUAUGAACAACGGUACAGUGAAGAACACAAAUUGCACUUCGGAAUUUGAGGAGUAUUUCGUUAAAAGAAAAAUGGAUGAUAGUGACGGGCAUGGAGUUAGCAUAGCUGAGUACUUGCACCGUAGCGAUACAGCCAUCAUUUACCCAGAAGCCCCUGAGGAACUCUGCCGUUUGGGUACCCCAGAGGCCAAUGGACAGGAGGAGAACGACCUGCCACCUGGAACGCCAGAUGCCUUUGCCCAGCUGCUGACCUGUCCCUAUUGCGACCGAGGCUACAAGCGCUUGACGUCACUAAAGGAGCACAUCAAAUACCGCCAUGAGAAGAACGAGGAGAAUUUUUCCUGCCCUCUCUGUAGCUACACAUUUGCCUACCGCACCCAACUCGAACGGCAUAUGGUGACGCACAAGCCAGGGAGAGAUCAGCACCAAAUGUUGACCCAGGGAGCCAGCAAUCGCAAGUUUAAAUGUACAGAGUGUGGCAAAGCAUUUAAAUAUAAGCACCAUCUGAAAGAACAUCUGCGUAUACACAGCGGGGAGAAGCCAUACGAAUGCCCAAACUGCAAGAAACGCUUCUCCCAUUCGGGUUCCUACAGUUCACACAUUAGCAGCAAGAAAUGCAUUGGUCUAAUCUCUGUGAAUGGGAGGAUGAGAAAUAGCAUGAAGACGGGUUCAUCUCCUAACUCUGUCUCUUCAUCUCCCACCAAUUCAGCCAUAACGCAGCUCCGGCACAAACUGGAGAAUGGUAAACCACUCGGUAUGAUGGAACCUUCAGGUUUACUGAAGAUUAAAACAGAAUCACUAGAUUACAAUGAUUAUAAGCUUCUUCUGGCAGCCACACACGGGUUUAAUGGUCCUAACCCAUUCAUGAAUGGUGGUCUUGGAGCAACCAGCCCCUUGGGACUUCACUCCUCAGCUCAAAGCCCAAUGCAGCACUUAGGUGUAGGGAUGGAAGCAUCGCUACUUGGGUACGCAACCAUGAACAGUAACUUAAGUGAGGUGCAUAAGGUCCUAGAAAUUGUGGACAACACUGUUUCUAGGCAGAAGAUGGAAUGCAAGGCUGAAGAAAUUACAAAGUUGAAGGGCUAUCACAUGAAGGAAACAGGACCUCAAGGAGAGGAACAAGGUGUGACAUCUCCUGGUAUGCCACAAGUGGGUCUUCCAGUAGUAAGUCAUAAUGGUGCCACUAAAAGUAUUAUUGACUAUACAUUAGAGAAGGUUAAUGAAGCCAAAGCUUGUUUACAGAGCUUGACCACGGAUUCAAGAAGACAGUUUAGUAAUAUUAAGAAAGAGAAGUUACGUACAUUGAUAGACCUUGUAAGUGAAGAAAAGAUGUUAGAGAGCCAUAAUAUAUCCACUCCUUUUUCUUGCCAGUUUUGUAAAGAAAGUUUUAACGGCCCCAUUCCUUUACAUCAACAUGAAAGAUACUUGUGUAAAAUGAACGAAGAAAUAAAAGCAGUUCUUCAGCCCAGUGAAAACCUGAUACUUAAUAAACAGGGAAUGUUUGCUGAGAAACAAGCCCUCCUGUUGUCAUCUGUACUUUCCGAGAAAGGAAUGACUAGCCCUAUCAACCCAUACAAGGACCACAUGUCUGUACUUAAAGCUUAUUAUGCUAUGAAUAUGGAACCUAACUCUGAAGAACUACUGAAAAUUUCCAUAGCAGUUGGCCUUCCUCAGGAAUUUGUGAAGGAAUGGUUUGAGCAAAGAAAAUUCUACCAAUAUGCAACUUCCAGGUCGCCGUCUCUAGAAAGGACCAGUGUGGAAGGGGCGCAAGUCACAAUGACUCCCACUAAAGACUCUAUGUCAGCCAGAUCUCCAGUGAAACCUAUGGAUUCUAUUACUUCACCAUCUAUAGCAGAACUUCAUAAUCGGGUAUCUAAUUGUGAUACACCACUCAGGCUUACAAAACCUAGUCAUUUUGCUGGUCUGAAACCAGUUGUUGAUAAAUUGGACCACUCCAGGAGCAAUACUCCAUCACCUUUAAAUCUUUCUUCCACAUCUUCUAAAAACUCCCAUAGUAGUUCUUACACUCCAAACAGUUUUUCCUCAGAGGAGCUUCAAGCUGAGCCUUUGGACUUAUCUGUACCAAGACAAAUGAAGGAAUUGAAAAGUAUUAUCAACACAAAGAACAAAACCAAACCUAAUAACAUCACUAUUGACCAUAACAGUAUUCCUUUAUUAUCAGAGACUGUAGAUGAGCCACUUAAUUUAACAUACAUUAAGAAGGAAUUUUGUCAUUCUAAUAAUCUGGACAAAAGCACUAAUCCACUAUUUGGACUGAAUCCAUUUAGUGGCAAACCUUUGUACACGGCGCUUCCACCACAGAGCGCCUUUCCACCAGCCACUUUUAUGUCUCCGGUGCAGGCGAGCAUCCCUGGUCUACGACACUACCCGGGACUCGAUCAGAUGAGCUUCCUACCACACAUGGCCUAUACAUACCCAACUGGGGCUACGUUUGCAGAUAUGCAGCAGAGGAGGAAAUACCAGCGGAAACAGGGAUUUCAGGGUGAAAUGCUUGAUGGGGUCCCGGAUUACAUGUCAGGUCUAGAUGAUAUGACGGAUUCUGACUCUUGCCUGAGUCGAAAGAAGAUUAAGAAGACAGAAAGUGGCAUGUACGCCUGUGAUUUAUGUGAUAAGACAUUCCAGAAAAGUAGCUCCCUCUUGAGACACAAAUAUGAACACACAGGUAAAAGGCCACACCAGUGUCAAAUUUGUAAAAAAGCAUUUAAACAUAAACACCAUCUAAUAGAACAUUCACGUCUGCACUCCGGUGAGAAGCCAUACCAAUGUGAUAAAUGCGGAAAGCGCUUCUCACAUUCUGGGUCUUACUCACAGCACAUGAAUCACAGGUAUUCCUACUGUAAGAGAGAGGCUGAGGAAAGGGAAGCUGCGGAGAGGGAAGCCAGAGAGAAGGGCCACUUGGAACCCACAGAGCUGCUGAUGAAUCGAGCUUACCUACAGAGUAUAACUCCUCAGGGCUACUCAGACUCAGAGGAAAGAGAAAGUAUGCUGAGAGAUGGGGAGAUGGAAAGAGAGCAUGAUAAGGAAGUUGAGGACGUUUACAAUAAGCUUGGAAGGCAAGAUGGUGAUGAAGAGUUUGAAGAGGAAGAGGAAGAGAGUGAGAAUAAGAGUAUGGACACUGAUCCAGACACGAUCCGAGACGAGGAAGAUAAUGGUGAACACUCAAUGGACGAUAGUUCAGAGGAUGGCAAAAUGGAAAUAAAAUCUGAACACGAAGAAGAAAAUAUGGAGGAUGGCAUGUAAUAAACUACUGCAUUUUUAAGCUUCCGAUUUUUCCUCCAGUAGUCUUGUUACCUGCUUGAAAACUCUGCUGUGUUAAAGCUGUUCAUGCACGUGCCUGAAGCUUCCAGGAAGCCUGUAUAGAUGAACUGAGAUGAGGGUGGGGGGGAAGGGGGGGGGGCAGUUCUGCCAAAAAAAGUCAAAUGAAGUUUGAGGUGGUCGUUGUUGAGAACUGCAUUAUGCAAACUUUUGUACAGUAUUAAAGGCCUAGAAACUGUGUGGUUUCAGAGACUAAACCCUGUGUUUAAUAGCAUUUAUUCUUUAAGCACAAAAUAGUUAAUUGUACGAAUUGCACUCUACUUAUAUAUCACUACAAACUUAAAAAAAAAGAUAUUUCUAAUUUAUAUUAAUACAUAAAAAAGUGCUCGCACUGCUGUACAUCAGUAUUAUCACUUCACUUUAAUUUAAGGUGCUCGCACUGCAAUACACCUGUUCUAGAAUUCCUUUGUAACUUUACUUUGCUAUUAUACAUAAUUUUCUCAGUUUCAUGCUAGACAACCACACAAUUUUAGGCCUAUUUUAUUUUAUUUUUAAUGUGAAGGAACAUGUGUAAAACAAAACAAAACGGAGUCUUAAGAGUGACCUGGAUAUGAAGGAAAAAAGAAAGGUGAAUAUUAAAGAAAGCCUUUGUAAGGUGUUUUUUUUUUUUAAAGAAAAAAAAAAGCCUUAUAUGCAAACCUUUUAAUCUGUGUGUUUCUGCAAGUGCCAUCCUUGUACAGUGUUAAGAAGGUAACGCGAGUUACCAAUGCACCAGCUUCAGUGUUAAGCUUACCCUGUUCUUUGAAGCACCCAUGUCAGUAUUAGAAUAGGCGGCAGUUCCUUAGUUUACAUAUGUUUGUGCAAUUUUUUUUUGUAUUUUUUUGUCCAUUAAUUUUGUCAGUAUUACACCAAACUUUUUUUGCAAGAUAUUUUUUUCCAUUCAUUUAAUUUUAGGUCAAAUAACAUUUUAUUUAUGUGGCUCAUUUUAUAUUUCCUAAUUUUAUUUAUUUCAUACUGUAGUGUACAGUAUAAUAGUUCUUCAAUAUAGAUAUAUUUUAGUAAAAAAGGAACAUGAUGUUGAUCACUUGGGCAAAUUUUACGUAAAGAGAAGAGCAUUUAUUGUGUUUUGGAACAUUAAUUGUGAAAUGCAAUUUUUUCAACUUUAAUUAUUUUAUUUUUGUUUUAUUUUUAUUUUCUUUCCAAUUACUGGAAAUUCCAAAUUUGGGAACUUUUGAUACGAUCUUGUGAAAACACUGUAUUUUCGACUGAAAAAUUCCACUUUCUUCAUCUUGUUUUUUAGCUAAAAAAAAGAGGGACUGUUAAAUACAAUGUAUAAUAUCGUGACAAAAAAAUCUUUCCUGAAUUGUCUUUGUAAAAGUAUUAUUGAAUUUUCAAUUUGUAAUUUCUCUUGAAAAUGACCAUGCUCAAAUAAAAAUGUAGCCAAACUA